This is a messenger RNA of Anolis carolinensis (green anole), 9895 nucleotides long. RefSeq names its product SKI proto-oncogene (gene ski). Gene Ontology annotation, molecular function: DNA-binding transcription factor activity, RNA polymerase II-specific; RNA polymerase II cis-regulatory region sequence-specific DNA binding; SMAD binding. NCBI's taxonomy places the organism in Eukaryota, Metazoa, Chordata, Lepidosauria, Squamata, Anolidae. Bases 298 to 2487 code for a protein of 729 amino acids. Gene Ontology annotation, cellular component: nucleus. Gene Ontology annotation, biological process: negative regulation of BMP signaling pathway; negative regulation of transcription by RNA polymerase II. The transcript is spliced from 8 exons. The record is from RefSeq and is a predicted model, not a curated record.
CGCGCCGAAGCUUCCCUUCAGUCUGGCCGGAGCCGUCGACGGAGGCGGACGCGGGAAUUAAAGGGACCUGACGAGAAUUUUUCCCGAUUGGAUUUUUAUUUUAUUUUUCUGAGGGAAUUUUUUUUCCUUUGUGGCCGCUGUUGUUGUUUUGGCGGGCGACCAUGAGCGGCGGGGAGUUCCUGAGGAGAUUUUGAGGCGACUCUGAGGCGAUUCUGAGGGGAGAUGUGGAGGCGAGGCCGCGGCUUGUGAAGCGGAGUCUCUCUCGCUCGCUGUCUCGCUCUCUCGCCCGCCGGGAAGAUGGAGGCCGUGGCGCGGGGGGGCUUCCAGCCGCACCCGGGCCUGCAGAAGACCCUGGAGCAGUUCCACCUCAGCUCCAUGAGCUCCCUGGGCGGGCCCGCCGCCUUCUCGGCCCGCUGGGCGCAGGAGCUGUACAAGCGCGACGGGGCCAAGGAGGCCUCGGAGCUGCCGCUGCCCCCGCCGGCGCCCUCGGGGCCCUUCUUCCUGCCCUCGGACCGCUCCACGGAGCGCUGCGAGACCGUGCUGGAGGGCGAGACCAUCUCGUGCUUCGUGGUGGGCGGCGAGAAGCGCCUCUGCCUCCCCCAGAUCCUCAACUCCGUCCUCAGGGACUUCUCGCUCCAGCAGAUCAACGCCGUCUGCGACGAGCUCCACAUCUACUGCUCGCGCUGCAACGCCGACCAGCUCGAGAUCCUCAAGGUGCUGGGCGUGCUGCCCUUCUCUGCCCCGUCCUGCGGCCUCAUCACCAAAACCGACGCCGAGAGGCUCUGCAACGCGCUCCUCUACGGUGGCGCCGUCCCUCCCCGGAGCAAAAAGGACUUUAACUCAUCCUCGUCGUCCCCGGCGUUGGAGCUGGAGCUCUCGGAGCGGAGCUUCCGGGUCUACCACGAGUGCUUUGGGAAGUGCCGGGGGCUCCUGGUGCCCGAGCUGUACAGCAGCCCCGCCGCCGCCUGCAUCCAGUGCCUCGACUGCCGGCUCCUUUACCCGCCGCACAAGUUCGUGGUCCACUCGCACAAGGCCCUCGAGAACCGCACCGUCCACUGGGGCUUCGACUCGGCCAACUGGCGCGCCUACAUCCUCCUGGGCCAGGACUAUGCCGGCAAGGAGGAGAAGGCCCGUCUCGGGCAGCGCCUCGACGAAGUCAAGGAGAAGUUCGACUUCGGGAGGAGGUACAAGAGGAAAGCGCCGCCGCCGCAGCCUCCGCCACCACAGCCCCGGGUCCCCUGUGAUCCUCCCGCACCCAAGAAACCCAAAACAGAUGACUCCUUGCAGUCUCCGAUAGUCGGUGACAAAGAGAAACAGUCCAAUUGGUUACGGUCCUUGUCCACUCCAUCCAGCAAGAAUGUGGGUUGCAUAAACCCGCGGCAGCGUCUCUCUGCAUUCCGACCCUGGUCCCCUGCGGUUUCGGCAAACGAGAAGGAACUUUCGAGUCACAUCCCCGCAUUGAUCCGAGACAGUUUCUAUUCGUACAAGAGUUUUGAGAAUGCCAUUGCACCCAACGUGGCUCUUGCCCCUCAUCCUCACCCAAAGAUCAUCAGCAACCCCCCAUGUGCCACAAUAGCGUCACGGAACAACGAGCCACUGAACAGCCCUCCGCAGCCAAGGAAAAGGAAACAUGUCUCCGAAACCCCCACCGUUCCCGAACCCGCGCCCACCACGGUUGUCCCACCCCCCGCCGCCCCUGUCCCCGCCGCAGAAGAGGACAAGGAGUCGGAAGCAGAGAUCGAAGUCGAAACGCGAGAAGAAUGUAAGUUCACCUCCUCCCUGUCUUCGCUCUCCUCCCCGUCCUUCACGUCGUCGAGCUCCGCCAAGGACAUGAGUUCGCCCGGCAUGCCCGCUCCGCCCGCCGUCUGCAGCACGUUCGACGCCACCGCCGGCCACGUUGAGCCCCAGAGCGGGGCCAGCGGGCUGGAAGCCGAGCUGGAGCACCUCCGGCAGGCCUUGGACAGCGGCCUGGACACCAAAGAAGCCAAAGAGAAGUUCCUCCACGAAGUGGUGAAGAUGAGAGUCAAGCAGGAGGAGAAGCUCAACGCGGCCUUGCAGGCCAAGCGAAGCUUACACCAGGAGCUGGAGUUCCUCCGCGUGGCCAAGAAGGAGAAGCUGCGGGAAGCGACCGAGGCCAAGCGUAACCUGAGGAAGGAGAUUGAGCGUCUCCGAGCCGAGAACGAAAAGAAAAUGAAGGAGGCCAACGAGUCGCGGAUACGACUAAAGCGGGAGCUGGAGCAAGCCAAACAGGUCCGGGUGUGCGACAAGGGCUGCGAAGCGGGACGGCUGCGAGCCAAAUACUCUGCUCAGAUUGAAGACUUGCAAGUCAAACUCCAGCAUGCGGAGGCAGACCGGGAACAGCUGCGGGCCGAUCUGUUGCGCGAGAGGGAAGCCCGGGAACACUUGGAAAAAGUUGUGAAGGAACUUCAGGAGCAACUGUGGCCUAAACAGACCGACGAACAGGCGACAAAAGACAUGGAAAACUAAGCCAGUGCUGAAGAGCACCGUGAUAUCGGCCUAAUCUGGAGGCCACCGAUUGACAAAAUAUGCACAGUUAGGGAGAGUGUGUGGGAGAGUCGCCGGGGUGAUGCCGACAAACACGGACGCGGUUAUGAAUCGGAGAGCAAACGUUACCCUUUACAACAGAAGCACUGAAUCCCACCUCUUUUUUCAGUCCGUAUAGCACAACAUCUUCCUGUGCCUGUAACAUGAAGAGUGUUUCUAAACCUAAAGUACUUUUUUUUCGAGUCUGCAGCAAAAAAACAAACAAAAAAACAUCAAAGCAAAUUCUGUCUAGCAGCUAAACAAAAUCAAAGGCAGCGAACCGGGGCUCGCUUUCCGAGAAAACCUUUUGGAACGGAAACAAAUGCAAAAACAAAAUACCAUUUUUGUUACAAAGCUGUUGAACGACACACACAACUGAGUCAUUCAAGUGUGGUAUUAUAGCCAUCGACCAGUUUUUUUUUUAAGUGUGUGUGUGUAUAUAUAUAUAUAUAAAUAUAUAUAUAUAUAUAAAUAGAUAUAAAUAUAUGGGGAGGGGGAAAUACCGAAUUUGUAAAGACAAGUUGUUACAGAUGUUGGGUUCGUACUUCAAAGCUUGUCAUAAAAAAAAGCCUAAUUAAUAGUAAGCCAUGACCAUUUUGAACCAGACGAUUUGUAUGAAUCCUCAGAUAAUUUUUUACAAACUCUAUAACAAUUUUUUUUGGUGUGUUUUACCCAUGGUUAGAAACGGGAAAAGACGGGAUCUUGGUGUGUUUUGGUGGGAUAUCGGGGUGGGACUUUGUUUUAAAAGAACCAAGCCUUAUCGAAUUCAGUGUUUAGUAACCACGACGCAACUUUGGGAGAGGAAGAGGGAGGCGGGCAGAGAGGGAGGAUGUGUUUUGAGGACUCGAGUCAACUUUAGAAGCACUUCGGUUCGAGGAAUUCAACAGAAACGAAAUCGAAAACGUGGCUGGACCAUGACGUUCCCUGCGAGAGAGAUCCGAAACGGCCUGGCAACCUUUGGAAAACCCUCUUUCCGUGUUCUCCGAGAACUUGUUUGCAUUCUAACAUCACCUCAGAAAUUUCAGUAUUUUAUUGACUUCCCCCAUUAUCACGCGCGUGCGGAUUUCCAUAUCCUCCGAAAGAGCGUAUUACAGAAACAAAAAAAGACUGCUGCUGCUGUGAAUAAGCCUACGUUUCUUAUUCUCAUUUGGUCAUUGUGGGGUAUGUACGUGUGCGUCUCUCUCUCUUUUUUUUCUCUCCAAUGUGACAAAUACUUUAAUGUUGGGAUUUACGCCGCCGAUGUGUCUCCAACGACAGAUUGUAUAAAUAUGCAGUAAGUAACAAAAAACUCAGGGCAAAAUCCUCACCCCGGUGGAAGUUUCGCUUCCUCGUGAUUACUGGACCCCAACGCCUUUGGGAAUGUGUUGUCGAAAGCUUUCAUGGCCGGGAUCACGGGGUUGUGGUGCAUUUUCCGGGCAGUAUAGCCAUGUUCCAGAAGCAUUCUCUCCUGACGUUUAUAUAUAUAUAUAUAAUAUAUAUAUAGACUAGCUUUGCCCGGCCAUGCAUUGCUGUGGUUUAUGGGAAUCCUUUGUUGGCCAGGUGGAAUAGCAGUGAAUAGCCUUGCAGCCUCAAAGCCUGGCCGUUUUCUGGAGUAGCUGGAGCUUUUUGUUGUAUGAACGCAGAGGCAUGGAUGAGGGGUUGUGCCGCCAAGUUUAGUGUUUCUGGGAUGUGUAGUUUUGUUGUUUUGUCCUAGGCCGAAACGUCACGACCCUUUUAUAUAUAUAGAUGGGAAGGUUGGCUGGAAUCCUGUGUCGCAGUUAUGAAUGCAUCACAGAGUUAAGCGCCCGUGAGUGCUGUGUAUUCGUAGUCCCUGCGUCAACCUGGAGACUAUGGAAACAAGCAUGUGGAUAAUGCUUCUGGUCUGUCUGGCCAUGUUCCAGAAGCAUUCUCUCCUGAUGUUUCGCCCACAUAUAUGGCAGGCAUCCUCAGAGGUUGUGAGGUAUAUAUAUAUAUAUAUAUAUAUAUAUAUAUAUAUAUAUAUAUAUAUAUGGGAAGAUUGGCUGGAAUCCUAUGUCGCAGAUAUGAAUGCAUCACAGAGUUAAGCGCCCGUGAGUGUUGUGUAUUCGUAGUCUCUACGUCAACCUGGAGACUAUGGAAACAAGCAUGUGGAUAAUGCUUCUGGUCUGUCUGGCCAUGUUCCAGAAGCAUUCUCUCCAGUCGUUCGCCCACAUCUAUGGCAGGCAUCCUCAGAGGUUGUGAGAUAUAUAUAUAUAUAUAUAUAUGGGAAGGUUGGCUGGAAUCCUAUGUCGCAGUUAUGAAUGCAUCACAGAGUUAAGCGCCCGUGAGUGUUUCGUAUUCGUAGUCCCUAUGUCAACCUGGAGACUAUGGAAACUUCCCAAUCCUCAUUUACCCAGCAACACUUCCCUUGUGGGAAGCCAGUCCCAUAGCUUUUUUUUUUGCCAGUGAUAAGUGGUGCAAGUGACCCUAUUCCUGCCUAAGGCAAUGGGGAUCACUCAGUGGCAUCCAGAAGAUUCCCGAGCAACAAGGAAACAGAUUCCCAUUGUGUUGUUGGAGGAUUGAAUGGCUGGAAUAGCCGUGAGUUUUCCGGGCUGUAUGACCAUGUUCCGGAAGCAUUCAGGCGAAACAUCAGGCCAUACAGUCCAGAAAAUUCACAGCAACCUAGUGACUCUCAUUGCUCUUUCUGGUAAAUGGGAAUCGGCGGGUGGGUUGCGCGGGAAUUCAUGGAACCGUAACUGUAGCGCUAUGCACAAAGAUCAAACGGGAUUCUGUUGGGUAUUUCUCUAUUUCUCUAAUAACUAAGCAAAGUGCAGCUUACACGUCCUAAAAUUGCAUUACAGAUUUUUAAAAAGCUGGGUUGUUUUGAAUUUUCCUGGCCACUUUCCAGAAGCAGACUCUCCUGACGUUUCGCCCACAUCUAUGGCAGGCAUCCUCAGAGGUUGUGCGGUAUAUGUAUAUGGGAAGUUUGGCUGGAAUCCUGUGUCGCAGUUAUGAAUGCAUCACAGAGUUAAGCGCCCGUGAGUGUUGUGUAUUCGUCAACCUGGAAACUCCUCAAUCAUUUACCCAGCAACAGUUGUGAGGUCUGUUGGAAACUAAACAAGGGAGGUUUAUAUAUCCGUGGAAGGUCCAGGGUGGGAGAAAAACGUUGUUAUUAUCCAGUCCGAUGAAGAGGAGGGGUGACAGAAUCAGGUUGCGGAAAACGGGAAGGAUGGGAUAACGAUACUAACGAAACUUGCAUGAUACGAAGUUUUCUCGAGUUUUGAGGUUUUGCCCUUGUUUUAUUUGCAGUGAGUUGGAUGCAGCUCUCCCUUCCUAAAGUGCAAUGCAAAAUAUAUAUAUAUAUAUUGUGUUUAUGCAGUUAUUUUUUUAACGUGAGGGGUUUUUUUUAAAUUGCUUCUUGUAUUGUUUUUUUUUCUGCAUUUAUUAAAAAAGAACCAUAUGCAUGGAAUUGAAAUCUUUGCCAUACAUAUAUUAAUUAAUGGGCAUUAUUACCGUCAUAUGUAAAGGUGCAUUAAGAUUUGUUUCGUUGUUUUGUUUGUUCAUUCUUGGCCAUACGAAUUUCCAAGAUUUUUUUUUUAACGCUUAAAUUUGCAGUUCUUCCUUGGUGAUUUUAGUCCUUAGUCCGGAGCUCUUUGUAGUGAGUCGAACCCGCCAACAAGAAGUCGCAAAGUGUUAUGGCAAAGUGGUGGUGCGUGUUGUCGAAGGCUUUCAUGGCCGGAAGCUGUGAGUUUUCCGGGCUGUAUGGCCAUGUUUCAGAAACAUCAGGAACAUGGCCAUACAACCCCGAAAACUCACAGGAGAUGGGUCACGGCAAUGAGACUUCCUCUAGGCCAGAGGUUUCCAAACAUUUCAUGAUUGUGUCAUUUCGCGACACAGUGAUUCAGUUUUAUUAGGAAAUUUGAGGUUAUGAGUGUUGGGAUUUUCUUGUGUUAGGGAAAAUCCCCAAAAACAUACCAGAAGUAAUGCAAACUUUUGAAAAACCCCAACAUCUUAGAAAAGCAGAGAAAACACACAUUUUUGUGCCUCAAAUGUUAGCCCUGUUUCUGGGUAUAUUUGACCUGCUGAUUGAAAAAAUGGCAUCAGUUUCCCAUAUCUAUCAGCUCUAGAAUAUUUAUUUAUUUUAUUUUUCAAACUUAUAUGCCACCACUCCCCUAGGGCUCGGAGUGGCUUACAAGAACCGGCUAAAAUCAACAAUUUAAAAAACAUCUUAAAAACAUCUUUAAAAAAUAUGUGACAUAUACCACUUUAUCUGCUCACCCAUCGAAAAUCAUAAUGACCAUAUCUAAGAAACUAGAGCGGAUGCGAUCUAUCCAAAAAAUUUUAUCGUAUCAGAAGCAAAUUGAGAAUAUACAGCAAGUCACUUCCGGUGUGAGAGAAUCGGUCAUCUACAGAGAUGUUGCCCAGGGGAUGCCCAGAUGUGUUAGCAUCCUGUUGGGAGGUGUCUCUCAAGUUCUCGCAAGCUAGAGCUGACAGAUGGGAGCUCACUCCGAGAACAUAGUGUAAGUCGCUUCUGGUGUGAGAGAAUUGGCCGUCUACAGAGACGUUACCCAGGGGAUGCCUGGAUGUGUUACCAUACUGCUGGGAGGCUUCUCUUAUGUCACCACAAGCUAGAGCUGACAGAUGGGAGCUCACCCCAAGAACAUAUUGGUGUGAGAGAAUUGGCUGUCUACAGAGACGUUGCCCAGGGGAUGCCUAGAUGUGUUACCAUACUGCUGGGAGGCUUCUCUUCUGUCCCCACAAGCUAGAGCUGACAGAUGGGAGCUCACCCCAAGAACAUACUGGUGUGAGAGAAUUGGCCCUCUACAGAGACGUUGCCCAGGGGACGCCCGGAUGUGUUACCAUCCUGCUGGGAGGCUUCUCUUGUGUCCCCACAAGCUAGAGCUGACAGAUGGGAGCUCACCCCAAGAACAUACUGGUGUGAGAGGAUCAGCCAUCUACAGAGACGUUGCCCAGGGGACACCCGGAUGUGUUACCAUGCUGCUGGGAGGUUUCUCUUAUGUCCCCCACAAGCUAGAGCUGACAGAUGGGAGCUCACCCCAAGAACAUACUGGUGUGAGAGAAUCGGCCGUCUACAGAGACGUUGCCCAGGGGAUGCCUGGAUGAGUUACCAUCCUGCUGGGAGGCUUCUCUUAUGUCCCCACAAGCUAGAGCUGACAGAUGGGAGCUCACCCCGAGAACAUACUGGUGUGAGAGAAUCGGCUGUCUACAGAGAUGUUGCCAAGGGGCGCCUGGAUGUGUUACCAUCCUAUGGGAUGCUUCUCUUAUGUCCCCAUGAGUCUAGAGCUGACAGAUGGGAGCUCACCCCAAGAAUGUACUGGUGUGAGAGAAUUGGCCAUCUACAGAGACCUUGCCCAGGGGACACCCGGAUGUGUCACCAUCCUGCUGGGAAGCUUCUCUUAUGUUCCCGCAAGCUAGAGCUGACAGAUGGGAGCUCACCCCAAGAACAUACUGGUGUGAGAGAAUUGGCCGUCUACAGAGACGUUGCCCAGGGGACGCCUGGAUGUGUUACCACAUGGGAGCUCACUCAGUCUCGCGGCUUCGAAUUGCCGACCUUCGGAUCUAUCCAGUGCAGUUUUCUGAAUCGGUGCCUCAAAUAAACCCAGGAACAGGCCUGAGACGCAGAAAAUGUUGUUGUUGUUGGGCUGUGUGAUUGUCGUCUCUCUUGUUGUUCUUUUUUUUUUUUAUGGUAACCUCUCGAUUUUUCCACCCAACGGCCAGCCAGAACCCUCUUGGAGAGCUUUCCAAAGCAAAUCAUUAAGUAGGAACAGAAAACGUCAGGAAGGGAACAAAACACGUUUGACAGUUCUUGCGGAUUCGCCACGCUUUUCCUUUUCGGCAGAUGGACACAAUCAAGCGAUUUUUGUCGCUGCAAACCACGAGGCUCGUUGCUGGCCCCCUUCCCAGCCCCGCUGCGUAUAAAUAGCUCAUCCGAACACGGCAAAAUGGUUGCUUGUGCUCCAGAUGGGUGGCAACGUUCUCCGCGAACGUUCGCCUUCGGAUGAAAACACUAUCGCGGUAAUUUUCCUCCGGGAUCAAGUUCCUCGGGGUCAAGCGUGAACGGGAUCUUUCUCCCAAUACAUCCAAAGUCUGUGGCAACAACCAGCCUAUAAAGGGAAAUUGUAUUAUCCUCGCCUAUAACGUCCUUGCUUUUGCCAUUUUCGCUCGCAAUUCUUCCCGUCGCUCAGUUCCAUUUUUCUUUCAAAGGGGAGAAGAGGUAUUUUACUACAUAAGCUGUUGACUCUCCCUAUACCACAUACAUACAUGUAUGCCUAUAUAUGUAUGUAUGUAUUUUCUCUAGAUAAUUCUAUAUUCAAUUUAAUUCACUUUUUUUUUUAAAAAAAGAAAUAUUCAAGUAAGACUUUUAACAAGGGGGGAAAGAAUAUCGACAGCAAUAAGAUAUUCGUAUAUACGGAGCAGCUAAUAAUUAUACAUAAUAAUAAUAAUGAUGAUAACCUGCUUUUUUUUCAGACAAAACUAACCAAUGUAAAAAAAAUUAUUUUGUAAAUACUUUCUUCAUUUUACAGUUGUAUAAUAAGUGUAUAUGGUGUUUACUUUUUUCGAAACCUUUUUCUUACUUAGUUGUCUUGUUUUAUUAGUUGUGUUUUUUUUUGAAAUGGAAAAAGGUUGCAAUCUGUUCAACAGUCGAGAAAAAAACAAUUGAGAAAAAAAACUGUCGAGAAAAAAAACAAUUGAGAAAAAAAGUCGAGAUUUUUUUUUUUUACUUUUUUUCCAUCCAAAUUCCAACGUCGUUUUAAGACUUUCUUCUCGUCGUUUUUCAUCCGAUUUGAUUUUUUUUUUCCGGUCCUUCGUUGUAAGAUAUUUUAUGAUUCAAACGAAACGGACGCUUCCCCUCCCGCCCCCAAGCAAUCUGUGCGUUUAGAAAAAAAGGACUUUUUUGAAGAAAAGAGGAAAAAAAAUAACUCUCAGAAAAUUACGUUUAUAAUCGAGGGAGUAAAUGCUGCAAAAUUUACAAACGUGUAAAAAAAACCCCAAUUUCAGCACAUCUUUUUUUUUUUUUUUUGGUUACUUCUCCCCCAGCUGCUGCUAACAAUUUUAUGACUUGCUCUCCUGUUUUAGAACUAUUUUUAUGUAGUUGAAUAUGCUUUCUUUGUUUAUAAAUGCCUGAUUUACAAAAAAAAUAAGAAAAAAGGAAAAAAAAUAGCGUGGGGUAUUUAUCUAUUUCGCUGUGUAUCUUGAUAGUCCUUUCCAAGCUCCUUUCCCCCCCCCCCCCCCAAUUCCCUUUCCAACUCGGAAACAGAUAAUAUUAUAAAAUAAAGGACUUUAUCAGAUUAUGUAUGAAAAUAGCUAUGCUUAUAUAUACCACAGUGACUGAAUGUACAGUGUAUAGACGCAAUAUCUAAAAAUAAAAUUUGUUUGUCCAGGAAAAAAACAA